This is a messenger RNA of Prosopis cineraria, 1717 nucleotides long. RefSeq lists its product as uncharacterized. The transcript has a single exon. The coding region runs from base 296 to 988 and encodes 230 amino acids. Lineage: Eukaryota; Viridiplantae; Streptophyta; Magnoliopsida; Fabales; Fabaceae. The record is from RefSeq and is a predicted model, not a curated record. Gene Ontology annotation, molecular function: zinc ion binding; ubiquitin protein ligase activity.
AAAAGUUAGGACUUAGUUGUUUUAGAAGUUACUCUUGUGCCUUAUAGCGUGCGGUGCACCACCAUUUUACAGCCGAGUAUGGUUAACAAGUUAAAAUUUAGAAAUCCUCGGCCUCACGAAACUACUCCCUUGCCUUCCAUCUGUCCUUCACGUGUCCCUCUAAACCACUCAAAGAAUCCCAACCACAAUAUUCCCCCUCCUACAUAAUUCACCACGAUAUAUUCUUUUCAUCCAUAUCGUAUUUCCUUUUCCGUUACCCAAUCAAGUAACUGUCCUCGACGACCUUUUCCCUCCAAUGGAGUCCGUCGCCUCCAACUCUCCUUCACCGGACCUCCACCCCCACCACCCUCGCUUCAAUCCCAACCACCCCAUCUCAGACCGGAUACUCCGAGCCCUCCGCCACCCCCUCUGCCUUCUCCACCGUUCCAAUUCCAAUUUCUUCGUGUUGGGUACCACCGGGAAUGUCUACACUGUCAACUUAUCUUCCACGCCCUUUUGCUCGUGCCCUGACCCCACUACCCCUUGCAAGCACGUUUUAUUCGUCUUGAUUCGGGUUUUGGGCGUGUCUCUUGACGAUGUCUGCCUGCGGCGGAGGACCCUCCGGCCGUGCCAGCUCCACCGUCUUCUGGGCAUCCCAACCCUGCCGGAAUCACUAGCGGGUGCCACCCUCCGCCAGAGGUUCCACCAGCUGUCCUCUAGCGGAAGAAGCCUGCAGGAAGGGGCUUUGAAUCAGAUGAUAGAAAUAGAGGAAGGGUCAACGUGCCCAGUGUGUUUAGAGGAUAUGGGGAAGAAAGAGAAGGUGGUGGCUUGUGGGACGUGCGAGAAUCCUAUUCAUGAAGAGUGCUUUGUUAGGUGGAAGAGAAGCAGAGGAAAGAGAUGGGUGAGGUGUGUGAUAUGUAGAGCCAAGUGGAGGGACAUGAGCGAGCAGGUCAAGUAUCUCAAUCUCUCCUCCUAUGUUAUUGGGGAAGGCAUGGCCGGGCCUAGCUAGCGGGGUUUUCUAGAGUCUGCAGAUCUUCACUGCCAAAUAACAUUUAUUAACUAAUUCGUGUGCAUGUAAGAAUAAUCAAAAUACAGUUUCGUGAGAUGGUUCAUCAAAACACUACAAUAUAUGUCUACGUACUGAUAUAUUAAUAUAAAAUGAAAGUAGCGAGUCUCUGAGGACAGGCUAUGCUCAGAGGCUACGAAAGCAACGGUUGGAUUCUGAACGCCAUCAUCUGAAAGGAGCAUAAUCAUGCGUGAAAUAGGUACUAUAUAUGGUAUUGCAGAAGAAUUGAAGGAAGUAGCAUUUUAAUUAAUUAGAAGAAGCUGAUCGGUGAUCAUGGACAUGGUAAAGUUAGUUAGGUUGUAAAUGUUAGGAGUAGUGAUUGCUGGUGUUGAAGAUAAACUUGACGACGAAAAGACUGAAAGAUUUGAAAGCAAUGCCUGAAAUCUUCAAGAAUUAGAAAUUUAGUGUAUAUCUGCAUGUGCAGACGAGACGUGCAUCCCCUUCUCAGUCAGCUGUUGCAGAAAAUUGUAAUAGAUCUGUUACAUACAUGCUUGUUAUAUAUGUACACACAAGGGCGUAUUAUAGCAGCCUCUCUGGAAGUGGGGAAUUAUUAUUCCUCUACAGAAAUCAUGACCAAAGACUGUUUCAUAAGUAAUCUUUGUUUUUUUGCAAUUCUCUUCCAGAUUAACAUAUGCAUAAGUACAUUAAGAAUUUUAUUAUUUCUCACCUUUA